Diplodia corticola is the source of this 1299-nucleotide messenger RNA. Its product is annotated as mitochondrial carrier protein. The coding region runs from base 1 to 1299 and encodes 432 amino acids. Gene Ontology annotation, biological process: transport. The transcript is spliced from 5 exons. Gene Ontology annotation, molecular function: transmembrane transporter activity. The record is from RefSeq and is a predicted model, not a curated record. Lineage: Eukaryota; Fungi; Ascomycota; Dothideomycetes; Botryosphaeriales; Botryosphaeriaceae.
AUGGGGUUGGAGACGAUGGGCCGGGAUGGGCUCGGAGAAAAGGGCGGCGGCGCGGGCCAAGGCCACAAGGCUUUCGACGCAUCCCGCCAUCAGCCCGACUGCACGCCUGUACCACCACCACGUCCGACCAUCACGACCACGCCCAUGUCUGCCGACUUCUGGGCCGGCUAUAUCAGCGGUGCCGCUGGAAUCAUCAUUGGCAAUCCGUUGGACCUCGUCAAGACCCGGCUGCAAGCAGGUCCUGCAGCUGCCCAAGCCAGCAUCAAUGCCGCUCCAACCGUCGACGCCAUCAAUUGGCGCAAUGCUGGAAAUUACGUACGUGGUGCCACCGCCCCGAUCCUCGGCUACGGCGCCCUCAACGCCAUCCUCUUCGUCUCCUACAACCGCACCCUCGCCCUCUUGGGCGAUCAGCCCGACUCGUCGUCGCAACAUCCGCGCACCAGCCUCGCCCGCGUCUUCUGGGCCGGCGCCGUCAGCGGCUUCGCCACCUUCGUCGUCAGCGCCCCGACCGAGCUGGUGAAGUGCCGCGCGCAGGUGUACGACGCGAUGCCGGCGCGUGGUGGUAACGGCGGCAGUGGUGGUGGUGGUGUCAGUUCGUGGGCUGUUGCGAGGGAGACGUGGAGGGCCGAGGGGUUGAAGGGCUUCUACCACGGGGGUGUGGUGACGGGCGUGAGGGACGCGGUGGGUUAUGCGUUUUAUUUCUGGUCCUAUGAGCUGAGCAAACGCCUCAUCACCUCCCCAGAGGAAGACACGCAGCGCCAAGCCGCCCUCAAGGUCCUUCUCUGCGGCGGCAUCGCCGGCGUCGUGACUUGGGCUUCCAUUUUCCCUCUAGACGUCAUCAAAACCCGCGUCCAAACCCAACAAGCCUGGACCCCGACCCCCCCUCGAUCGAGCAACAACAACAACAAUCCCCAAUCCCCACUCCUGCCACGUACAUCAUCGUCAUCAACAUCAUCGUCGUCGUCGUCGGAGCAGACCAGGCAGAGGCAGACCAGGCCGAGCCAGAGCCAGACACGAAUGGGAGCGUGGGAAGUCGCCAAGCACGCCUACCGCACCGAAGGCGCCGCCGUCUUCUUCCGCGGCCUGGGCGUCUGCAGCGCGCGCGCCUUCGUCGUCAACGCCGUCCAGUGGGCCGUCUACGAGUGGGUCAUGGCGCGCUUGAUGAUGAUGAGGGGGGAUGAGAACGAGAACGAGGGGGCUGCUGCUGCUGCUGCUGCUGCUGGGGCUGGGGCUGGGGCUGGGGCUGGGGCUGGGUUGCAAUUGGCAGCAGCAGCCCGUCCUGGCAGUAUGGCUGCUUAG